AUGGCGACUGGCAUUCCAUCGGAGAAAAUCAUGCUAGGAGGUUUUUCAAUGGGAGGAGCAGUGGCUCUCUACGCUGGUCUCACCUAUCCACACAAACUCGCUGGAAUUGUUGGCCUGAGUUCCUUCCUCGUCCAAAGGGACAAACUACCAUGGAGUGAUGCUGAAGACACUGGUAUUGAGCCAGAGGAGAAUUCCGAACUUGCAGUGGGUGUGGAACCACCAUCCAUGACGCGGAAAAUUUGA
This is a messenger RNA of Ostertagia ostertagi, 243 nucleotides long. Lineage: Eukaryota; Metazoa; Nematoda; Chromadorea; Rhabditida; Trichostrongylidae. The record is from the annotation of a GenBank genome assembly.